Molecule: messenger RNA, 2030 nt
Organism: Cannabis sativa
Lineage: Eukaryota; Viridiplantae; Streptophyta; Magnoliopsida; Rosales; Cannabaceae
Product: probable protein phosphatase 2C 9
Exons: 5
Coding region: 870-1718 (282 amino acids)
Biological process (GO): protein dephosphorylation
Cellular component (GO): nucleus; cytosol
Molecular function (GO): protein serine/threonine phosphatase activity
Source: RefSeq, a predicted model, not a curated record
ACCCGACAAACAAGAAAACAGAGAAUUUGAGAGGUUUGAUUGAACCAACUCGAUGUCGUGCACAGUUGUGACAGUGGCAAACCCGUGAUAAUAGCUUUAAGAACAGCCAAAUGAAAGGAAAGAACAGUACAUAAGUACCACUAUAUCUAUCUAUCUGUAUAUCUUCAGUAGUACUACACAUCUUCGUCUUCAAUCACCAAAGUCAACACCACACAAAAGUCAGCUUUUUGCCACUCCCUUUUUUCCUUUUUCCUUUAUACAUAUAUCUGAGACUGAUACUAAUCUCAUAUCAUUUCUCUUUUUAUUUUCUUUUUUAUAUGCAAGUAAAAAACUUUCCCACCAAAAUGAAAUCCAUGAACUAGUCUUGUGAUUUUUUGUUUUUACUGUAGAAAAAGUUUGAAUUGUUCGUUCGUUUAUCGUCACUGUCGUUGGUUCUUUUUCGUUGUUCAAUUACUUGUCAGGAUUACCAAAAGAGCAAGGAAGACUAAAAGGGAUAAAAGAGAAGAGCGUGAACAUCACGACCGAAUUAUUGUUAUUAUUAUUAUUAUUAUUAUUAAAAGAAGAGGGGAAAGACAAAAGCCCCAUUUUAUAGCCUCAAUUGGACUGGUAAGAGGAACUUCUUGGAUACCCACUUCCUGUUCUCACUCGGUUUUGACUUUUUUUUUUUUUUGGUGCUAAUUUGGGGUUUUAGGGUUGUUUGGGUGAGGGGCUUUUUUUGGUCAUGUUUAUUGAUUAGAAGUUUUGGGAAGGGUUAUCAAGGUUGGAGGUGGGUUUUGGUUUACACUUAUCAACAGAAAGGAGUUGAUUACAAGAUGUGGGUGUUGAGAACUUGAAAGUUUAGCUGAAGAGGUUUUAAAGAGUUGAAGAUUAUGGACUUGUUUUGCUGUUUUAAAGCUUCUUACUCUCAGCUUAUUGGAGUACAUUCUUCAUCUAAUUCAGGCAAGGGGAGAAGCCAUGAGAGGUUAGUCAAGUAUGGUUUCAGCUUGCUAAAGGGAAAAGCUAAUCAUCCAAUGGAGGAUUAUCACGUUGCUAAAUUUGUUAAGAUAGAAGGGCACGAAUUAGGCCUGUUUGCUAUUUAUGAUGGCCAUUUGGGAGAUAGCGUGCCUGCUUACCUUCAGAAACAUUUGCUUCAUAACAUCCUAAAGGAGGAAGAGUUUUGGGUUGAUCCUAAUCGAUCCAUCUCAAAAGCUUAUGAGAAGACAGACCAGGCAAUUCUUUCACAUAGUUCUGACUUGGGACUUGGUGGAUCAACUGCAGUAACUGCAAUUUUGAUAAAUGGUCAACGACUUUGGGUGGCCAAUGUUGGAGAUUCCCGAGCUGUUCUUUCGAGAGGAGGCCAAGCAGUGCAGAUGUCAACGGAUCAUGAGCCCAGUACUGAGCGAGGCAGUAUUGAGAACAGGGGUGGCUUCGUCUCAAACAUGCCAGGAGAUGUCCCUAGAGUCAAUGGACAACUGGCUGUUUCUCGAGCUUUCGGUGACAAAAGCCUUAAAACACAUUUGCGAUCAGAUCCGGACAUACAGGAUGCAACUGUUGAUGUCAAUACCGAUAUUCUUAUAAUUGCGAGCGAUGGUCUCUGGAAGGUAAUGGCAAAUCAAGAGGCAGUCGAUAUUGCUCGAAAGACGAGAGACCCGUUGAAGGCAGCUAAACACUUAACAGCUGAAGCAGUGAAAAGAGAUAGUAAAGAUGAUAUAUCUUGCAUUGUUGUUAGAUUUAGAUGAUGGUGUAUUGUAUUAUUGCUCCACAACUGCAGUUUAUACUGGCAAAAUAAAAGAAAAGCUUCUCCAUGUAUGGAAUGAAAGGAAGAUAAAAAAGAGGAAAUCUAAAUUUAGAUUCUUGAAAAUGUGAUGGACCUGGUGGUGGUAUUGUUUGAAUUCUUUUGUGAUAGAGAUUAGGCUCUAAUGUAUAUUUUUAUAAUUAUUGUAUGUUUUACUGCUUUGCACAGACAAUCCACGAAUUAUGUGGCUAUGUUGAAUAUGUUGAUGUAGAAAUUGUGUUUCAAAUCGUUAAUGGAGAAUAAAUACAUUUACAUA